AUGGAAGCUAAUCCAAGCAAUCUCUUGUUCAAGCCAGCUAGCUCAUUAGGACCACCCACUUCUCAAACCAUCCAAGCACAACCACUAUCCGAAAUAGGCAUAAGGCAACUAACUGAAACCACGGCAAGUGCGGUUGGAGAACUCAAGCGCCUGUUCUUUACAGAGAAAGCUUUUUGGGUUAAGUCGUCUAUCGACGGAACAUGUGUGAUUGAUCAAGAGAGGUAUGAGAAGUUCUCGCAUGCGAUCAAACAUUUCAGGAGCUUGAGUGCUCGCGUCGAGUCUUCCAAAGAUGCCACUGUGGUUUCUAUAGAAGCAACAAAUUUGAUCAAAAUGUUCUUAGAUUCCAAUAUAUUUUAA
Thlaspi arvense is the source of this 357-nucleotide messenger RNA. The record is from the annotation of a GenBank genome assembly. Lineage: Eukaryota; Viridiplantae; Streptophyta; Magnoliopsida; Brassicales; Brassicaceae.